Moesziomyces aphidis is the source of this 3648-nucleotide messenger RNA. The record is from the annotation of a GenBank genome assembly. NCBI's taxonomy places the organism in Eukaryota, Fungi, Basidiomycota, Ustilaginomycetes, Ustilaginales, Ustilaginaceae.
AUGCCUCUUGAACAGAUUCGACCCGUCGCCGGGCUCAACUCGUCCGAGUCGCUGCGACGCGCCAGCUACUUUGGCGAAGCAUCUACAUCCUACACGAGCCAGAGCCAAUCUCGCGACGACCAUGGCAGCGAUUCGGAUCGGGAUCAUGCCGAUCACGAUGGCGACGAUGAAGAUGCCGAUCUCAGGCGAUAUUCGACGUCGUCUCGCAAAAGCGAGUCGAUGAGCCUGUCUAAGCUCGGUGGCGUGGGUGGUGUCACGCGAUCUGGCAGCUGGGGCCGCAACUCACUGUCCGACGAAUCGCAUUCUGCCCGACCGCACCGUGACGAAUCACGUCAGUCGCUCUUCCGGCCUCUCCGAUCGUCACUCGCCCAAUACCGCGAGGAAUCCGACGAGGAGGAAGGUUCCCACGCCCACACCACCGCGCAAUCUUCGGGUCUUCCAUCUGCCUUUGAAGUCGGCGGAGCUGCCGAUCGGCGAAGCUCCGAUGGCGACCACGGCAAACCCGCCGCCACGCUCCGUUGCGAUCCACAGCCCGAUCGAGCCACCUCCUCCGGGCCACCAGCAUCAUCACGAACCUCGACUGCCUCUUCUGCGGCCGCUUUCUCCCUGCGCUCCCUCUCCAAUCGCAACUCCACCGGCAGCGUGUCGAGUCUGGCAUCCUCGGUCGUCUCUCGCGGCGAAUCAGAUCGACUGACUCCCGCGACCCCCACCGAAUCGCCUAUCGCGCUCGAUCCAUCCUUGUCUGCCAAAUCUCCGGCCGAGUCCGCCCUGACAAGCUCUUCGUCCUCGACCUCGCUCACCGCUCCAGCGAGCCCGACAAGAACCGAGUUGGCCGACCCGUCGCUUCCUGUUCCGAGCAAUGCCCCGCACGACGACGAGGCUCAAAGGACAGCUCCCUCGCCACCCGUAGACCAGAUGGCAACGAAAGAGCACCAACUCGACACACACGCUGCCGCGUUCACAAGCGAUGAUGCAACGUCAGCAUCACCGGAUCAAAAGAGCUACGCGCGUGAACACGACAGCGCAGCGAACAACCCAGCAACCUUCUUGACCAGCCAACUGUCUCCUCCACCCGACAAGAUGAACACUCGAGCCGAGUCCCUCAGCCCAGCAAGUUGCCUCCAACCCAGCGCUGAAGAGCUCCUCUCGACUUCGUCCACAGGCAUCUAUUCGCCCCUCAUCCCGCGUCGUCAUUCGGGCAUGAUCAUGCUGCGCUCACGAUCCCAGCUCGCGCUGCAUUCCGGGCUUGCCAUGACGUUUGCCAACUCGGGAGGCGGCCGAGCUGCCGCCCGAGAGCGCGCCCGCAAGCAGACGGGCUGGGAAAACGCGCCCUUCAGCGUUCUCGAAGCGCAGCGACACGCCCGGAGCUUUGCCUAUUCACAACCUGCGUCUCCCGGCGCCUCGACAACGACCAUCGCAUGGGAUCCUUCCGCAAGCCCGGCGUUGCUCCAGCCAGCCGCGAAUGUCACAGAAGGCGGGCUGGCAAGCUCGCCCCAGCUAGCUACACGUCCGCUGGGCCGAACGUUGGCAUCACCAGAAUUGUCUCCUUCCACCCAACUGCCCGUGGACUCUAGCGCAUCUACUCAACGCCCAGCUCCCCCCUUGCGUCAAAAGUCGGAACACAGCCUCUCUCGGGCCGCUCUGCUGCGUCUUGACACGAUGCUGGGCUGUCCCGUCAACGAGCCAGCCGACCCGGCCUUGCCGUCCUCUGCCGACGCUGCCUCGUCAUCCGUAUCGGUUGGGCCCAGGAUGCAGCCUGUCCGAUCGCCAUCGGGAUCUGUGAUCUUGGGGUCCAGCAGCCUCCUGCGCACCCCGACGACGGAAGAGUGGUCGCGCUACCUCGAGAGCCAGGGGGUCGGAUUGGCAGGGCGAAGAAGCCGGACAGGCACCAACCUCAGCUCGGGCUCUUCCGCACAGCGUAUCAACCGGAUGGCCAUGUCGGGGAUCCAGUCCCCAUCCAAAGCCGACAUUGAGUCUGGCGUGGCUGGCGGCGCAGAGUACGGAGAUGACAGCGAUCUCGACAGCGACGACUCGGACGAUCACGAUCUCGGCGUCGAAGUGUUGGAGAAGCUCAAGCAGCUUGGGCUGAGCCGCGCUGCAAGCAGGGCAGGCUCGGUAUUCGGCGAUGAGCUGGCGAGCCUGCAUGAAGAGGACGAGGACAAUCUAUCGCCUGUCUCGCCGCAGAUCGACAAGGUCCAAGCUGUCGAGGAUCUGACCCCGCUCACUCCGUUGGCGUCCGGCGCCAAGACCCUUCCGCCGCAAGCCUCGCCUGGGCUUUUGUACGAUGGCAGCCCUGGCACACCUCAACCCGCUAUCGAGCGCGGCGCAACGAUGCGUCUGCCGCGAAGCAAGCGACCCACCAUGUCCAUGUCGGGCGAUCUGCAGCCUGCAGGCCAGCUAUAUCCUUCGGACUACAAGGGGCAGAAGGGCAUCACGGACUUCGAGAUCGUGUCCGACGUGGGCCGCGGCGCAUACGGUCUGGUGAAGAAGGCGAGGAAGAAAGGGCCUGACGGACGUCCGCAAGGGAAAGAGGUGGUGAUCAAGUACAUCAUCAAGAGCCGAAUCCUUGCGGACUGCUGGCGUCGGCAUCGCGUGCUCGGGCCGAUUCCCGUAGAGAUUCAUGUUAUGGAUCAGCUACGACGUAUCGCGUACGUGCCGCCCUCCAAGCCUCGACCGUGGGCGCCUCAGCGGCCAAAGACGCUGGAGGAGUAUCGUGCACGCAAGAGAGCGGAAGCCGAGGGUGAGCAGGUGGCUGUUGCCGAUGCCGCCUCGGCCGAUGGCGCGCUCUCGCAUCCCAACAUCUGCAAGAUGCUCGACUUUUUCGAAGACCACGAGUUCUACUAUCUCGUGAUGCCCUGCUUUGGACGGGGUCAAGAUCUGUUCGACUUUGUGGAGAGCGCGCCGGAUGGACUGGCGGCGUCGCAAUGCCGAAGCAUCUUUGGACAGGUAGCGGAUGCGCUGUGGUUCCUGCACGCUAACAACAUCGUGCAUCGCGACAUCAAGGACGAAAACGUCGUGCUGGACGGCGAGGGCAACGCGCAGCUGAUUGACUUUGGCAGCGCCGCGCACGUGCGCCCAGGCAAGCUCUUUGACACGUUUAGCGGUACGCUCGACUACGCGGCUGCGGAGAUCCUGCAAGGCGAAAAGUACUCGGGGCAGGCGCAGGAUGUGUGGGCGCUGGGCGUGGUCGGCUUCGUGCUGCUGUGUGGAGAGUGUCCCUUCUGGAACGGCGAAGAGGCGAUCCAGGGGCUCGAGGACGGCACGCGCGCGGCGCAGACGCUCAAGGAGCGCUGCCUCAUUGCGCGUGUCACGCCGGCAGACGCGGACAGCGAGCCGAGGGAGGAGGAGGGGGAGCUGGCUCCGCUCGACCCAGCCUGGUCGCGGGGCAAGGACAAGGAAGGCGCCGAGCCGGACGGCGGCGGAAGGGUGGACGACUUUGUGGACCUCAUCUCGCGCUGUCUCGAGCUCGACGUCGAUGCCAGACCGAGUGCCGAGCAAAUCUGUCAGCAUCGAUUCCUCGCCGGCCACGCGGGCUGGACGGGGCGGCGCGGAUGGCAGCGGCUCAAGGCGCCGCUAGUCGCAUCGUGCAGCGUGCCGGCUGAAGUCAAGGUCAGCGCCGCACCUACGAUUCUCGCCCCUUCCCUGUGA